AUGUUUCUCCAUCUCCUCCUCCCGCCCAGAGGAGCGUUGCUGCCAUCGUGGGCAACGGCCGUUUGUCGCCUGUGGUUAAACGGCCCGCCCGGCCGCUCCCGGCUCGCUGGCUCGCUCCUGGCUCAGCGCCUGCAGCUGCCUUGUAUCCGAGCGCGCUCCCAGCCCGGCUCAGCGGCUGCGGGACCCCCGUUUCCAAAGAGUGCCAUGCAGCCCCAGCUCGCCCUCCUCCUUUGGGGGCUCCUUUCCUGCUGGGCUGACUUUUCUCCUGCUACUGACCGGAGCCUGCAGCAGCUGCCCAAGGGAGCUGGUGAUGAUCUCUUUUCAGAGUUUGCAUCCCAUUCUGCUCCCGAUUUCUGCUGGCUCCCAAGUGCCCUUGGCCCUUGCCGUGACUCCAUCCUCCGCUUCUACUAUAGCCCUCACGUCGGGCGCUGUGAGAAGUUUGUUUAUGGAGGCUGUGAGGGCAACAGGAACAACUUUGAGAUGCAGCUGCAGUGUCUCCAGACCUGUGCAGAUCCUGGGAUCUGCCGGCUCCCAUCGGAUGCAGGAUUUGGUGACGCAUACCGAUUUCGCUACUUCUACGAUUCCACCUCCAGGACUUGUGACAAGUUCUUAUAUAAAGGGCACAGAGGCAACGGAAACAACUUUUUGGAGGAAGCUGAUUGCCUCCGGUUCUGUGCUGCACGUGGGGUACCUGGACAGUGAUCCCCAAGGCAGGAUGGGAAGCUCCUCCUGAUGCCCUCUGAAGUCCCCCCUGGAGCCUGGGAGUGAAGAAGAAGCCACCAACUCGAGGCUGUCUCCCUCUCCCUUUCUGCAUCUGGUGCAAAAGUUCUUCUCUCUUGCCCGUGCUUGCAUCCUAAGCUCCCAACCUUUGGUCCUCCUGCUGGAGCUGUCAGAAGGCUCCCUGCUCCCUCAGACCUGCUCUUUCCCCUUUGCUGUCCCUCCUGCCAGCAGAGGGUAGUGGUGAGAGUGUUGGACUAGGACCUGGGAGACCAGGGUUCAAAUCCCCACUCAGCCAUGAAGCUCACUAGGUGACCUUGGGCCUGUCAACCUACCCUACCUCACAGGGUUGUUGCGAGGAUAAAAUGGGGAGGGGGAACCAUGUAUAUCACCCUGGAGGAAGAGCAGGAUAGACAUUUAAUGCGGAAAUAAUAACAACUCCCUCCCAGAGAACAGCCCCGUGAUGCCACCUCUCUGUCUCUGCCUGUGCACACCAUACACUUAAAGCACAUCUGAUGCACAUUUAGAGCACAUGACUUCCCCCAAAGAAUCCUAGAAGCUGUGGUUUUCCCCUUGCAGAACUACAGAUUCCCAGCACUCUCAACAAACUGCAGUUCCCAGGAUUCUUUGGGGGGGGGAGUCAUGUGCUUUAAAUGUGCAUUGGAUGUGCUUUAAAUGUAUGGUGUGGACCUCUCCUCAAAACUCAGAUCCCUCAUCAAAAUUCUCCUUUUCUGGGAGCCUUUGGCACAAUGCAUUUUCUUGCACUCAUCUUUUGUUACCCUCCCCACUGUCACAUUGUAAGCUUCUUGUGGCAGAGACCUGGCUUUGCUUUUGUUACUCAUCACCAUAUGUAUUGAAUGUGUUAUAUUCAUUGCCACCAUUGUAAGGCUGCUUCAACUGCCUGUUCGUUUGGGGGG
Messenger RNA from Rhineura floridana, 1634 nucleotides. Its product is annotated as BPTI/Kunitz domain-containing protein-like. Lineage: Eukaryota; Metazoa; Chordata; Lepidosauria; Squamata; Rhineuridae. The transcript has 5 exons. The record is from RefSeq and is a predicted model, not a curated record. Gene Ontology annotation, molecular function: serine-type endopeptidase inhibitor activity. Bases 1 to 702 code for a protein of 233 amino acids.